Molecule: messenger RNA, 1071 nt
Organism: Spinacia oleracea (spinach)
Lineage: Eukaryota; Viridiplantae; Streptophyta; Magnoliopsida; Caryophyllales; Amaranthaceae
Product: GDSL esterase/lipase At1g29670-like
Exons: 5
Coding region: 1-1071 (356 amino acids)
Molecular function (GO): hydrolase activity, acting on ester bonds
Source: RefSeq, a predicted model, not a curated record
AUGGGAUUAUUACUAGUGACAAUUGCAAUAUUAGUUGCAAGCUCGCAACUAAAUAUUAUUACCGGGGAACCCCAAGUACCUUGUUUCUUCAUAUUUGGAGAUUCAUUGUCAGAUAGUGGUAAUAACAAUAACCUUGUAACAUUGGCCAACGCCAAUUUUCUACCCUAUGGGAUUGACUUUCCUGAUGGUCCUACGGGGAGAUUUACCAACGGCCGGACCACCGUUGAUAUUAUUGGUGAUCAUCUAGGUUUAAAUGGCUACAUAAAAGCCUUCCCAAUUGUAAAAGAGGAAGAAAUAGUUGGAGGCGUAAAUUAUGCAUCUGGUUCUGCUGGUAUUCGCGCUGAAACUGGCUUCCAAGUGGGAGAUCGGAUUAGUAUGGAUGAGCAGAUGAACAACCACAAAGAAAUAGUGUCAAGAAUCUCAACAAGUCUAGGCCAAAACAAGUCUGCAGCUCAUCUGAACAAAUGUCUCUACUCUGUUAAUGUUGGGAGCAACGAUUGGAUGUUUAACUAUUUCUUGAAAGCACCUCAAAUGUCCAAUCCCCAAGCUUAUGCUAAUACACUCAUUACUCAAUUAUCCAACCAGUUAAGCAGUCUUUAUGAUCUAGGAGCAAGAAAGGUGAUAUUAUUUGGACUUGGACCACUUGGAUGUCUUCCCCUUACAAACAUACAAGGGAUAUGUUCGAGUGUUGUUAAUGAUAUCAUGGAUAUGUAUAACACCAAGCUAAAAUUACUAGCUGAUACUUUCAACACUAACCAUUCUGAUGCCAAAUUUAUUUGGAUUAACACUUUGGAUAUUGUUUCCCCGAAUAAUCUUCAAGGCCUUGGGUUGAAGAUAACAAAUGUACCUUGUUGUGGAAUAUUUCAAAACAUGAUGUGUGAUCCACUAAGUAUUCCAUGUAUUGAUAGAGGGGAUUAUGCAUAUUGGGACCAAGCACAUCCCACUGAGGCUGCUAACAGGGUUUUAGCAGGAAGAGCCUACAAAGCACAAAACUCGACUGAUGCUCAUCCUAUGGACAUAAGCAGCCUGGCUCAGCUCGAUCUGAAUUCAUCUACACCACCACCACUCUAG